Dacryopinax primogenitus is the source of this 1070-nucleotide messenger RNA. RefSeq lists its product as uncharacterized. The record is from RefSeq and is a predicted model, not a curated record. The transcript has 4 exons. The annotation marks the transcript as partial. NCBI's taxonomy places the organism in Eukaryota, Fungi, Basidiomycota, Dacrymycetes, Dacrymycetales, Dacrymycetaceae.
GUGAUUUUGUGUUACAAUUCACUCGAUAUGCUUUGCUGACCUCUUCCCUGCUGUACAGCUUUACUGGAGCCGAUCUAAGCACGUGCCUUCUAGGCGGGGAAAAUGACUCGACAGAAUUAGGCAGUGCACGCCUAAAACUGCAGGAGCUCAUAACGCGGCACCGCUCCGCUACGCGUCUCGGACUUCUGGUCUUGACGAUCAAUACUACUGUGGCAAUGGCAAGGUAGCGACUGGGAUAGCUGGGUUCCAUGUCAACGGAGAAUAUGAGCGUCCCGGGCUGGUAUAUAGAGCUAUGGUGGCAAGCCCUCUGGUCUGCAUCCAAACCUCCCAUAUCUUACACUCCACGGUAAUUCCUUCUUUCUGCCGUCCAUCAUGCGUUCUGUACUAUCUCUUGCCACCAUCGCCCUUCUCGCCCGUUCCGCAUAUGGGAUAUCAUGGGCGCUCACCCUGCCAAACGACAACAGCUGGGUACAGCUGGGCUACACUCUAACCGUCCCUCCCCCUCCUCCGGCAAACGUCACCCAAGGGCCGUGGUACUUCUGGUGCGGGCUGCAGCCGAACGGCGGCGGGGUCAUCCAGCCUGUCCUAGGGUGGAGGGCAAGCGAAGGCACCAGCGUCAACCCCAACACCUCCUUCCCACAAGUGUGGGCAAUGAAUCUCUGGUCCCUCCCCUGGAACUUCGGCGAAGACAACGCUCCUCCCGCUCAGGAAAGCUCGGGUAUAUGGGCGGACCAAGGGUCGCAGAUCGCCUCCUUCGUCCAGUGGCAGGGCGAUCAGUGGUACCAACAGGCGGAUGCCAUCUCCGGUGCUGCUGUAGGCCAGUCGGUGGAGAUGUUCACCCCUGCCAGCUACUUCGUGGGUGAGAACUCCACAACGGCCAAUACACCCAUGACAGCAUGCGAAUCCGAUCUGGACGGCGACCAAACAGACCUAUGGGACUUUAGCGUCACCUUCACCGACGUCUACUUCCGAGCUGCGACCUCGGACGGCGUAGAAGACCUCUGCGGCUCCACGUCUGACCACUCGGACGUGAACGGCUUUAUCAGCUUUACGGGCUUCUCGAUGUUGAA